Molecule: messenger RNA, 828 nt
Organism: Nakaseomyces glabratus
Lineage: Eukaryota; Fungi; Ascomycota; Saccharomycetes; Saccharomycetales; Saccharomycetaceae
Gene: POF1
Product: nicotinamide-nucleotide adenylyltransferase
Cellular component (GO): nucleus; cytoplasm
Molecular function (GO): nicotinamide-nucleotide adenylyltransferase activity; ATP hydrolysis activity
Source: RefSeq, a predicted model, not a curated record
AUGGACUACUAUCAGCAGUAUACAGAAUUUGUUGCUAAGAAUGGUCAGUUUUGCCUAUUCGAUGGAUCAUUAGGUGUUAAACCUAUUAAUAGUGGUACUAAGGUGCUAGUAUUGGAUUCAUCAUAUAAUCCACCACAUUUGGCUCAUUUCACAUUAGUAAAGAAUGCAAUAGAAUUUUAUGGACACCGCGGUUUUUCUAAUUUCCAUGUUCUUCUAUUACUUGCUACAAACAAUGCAGACAAGAGACCAAAGCCCGCCACAUUUGACAAAAGAAUGGCAAUGAUGAAACGAUUUGCCGAUUUCAUUUCAAUACAAAACUGGAAUGGAAUGCAAGUGGGUGUGUCAUGUGCUCUCACAACUCAUGGUAAAUUUGUGGAUAAAUUGGUUGAUAUUUCUAAACUUAUCAAUUUCGGAAUUGAGAUGCCAGUGAUCACUUUUUUAGUUGGGUUUGAUACUUUGAUUAGAAUUUUCAAUCCUGUAUAUUAUGAACCAGUAUCAGUUGCAGAGGCUUUAAGAUCAUUCAUGGAAUCUGUCGAGUUUUGUUGUUUAAGAAGAGAGGAUGGUAAGUAUACAUUGGAUUUUCAAGAAGAUUAUAUUAAUAAAAUUAUCAAUGGUGAGGAAGAGCCCCAAAUUCCAUCAAAUUGGGGUGAAAAAAUACAUAUACUGAGUUUCAAUGAAUCAGUUAAAAACAUAUCCUCCUCUAUGGUGAGGGAUGUUGUUAACAACAAAGGUAGUGAUGCUAUAGAUCUUAAAGACAGUAUUCCCAUGGUUAUAGUCGAAUAUAUAAAGCAAAAUCCCAGUUUAUUUAAAAAUGAUAUUGAAGAAUAG